Messenger RNA from Trichoplax adhaerens, 2652 nucleotides. RefSeq lists its product as uncharacterized. Bases 1 to 2652 code for a protein of 883 amino acids. Gene Ontology annotation, molecular function: death receptor binding; caspase binding. The transcript has 5 exons. Gene Ontology annotation, biological process: positive regulation of extrinsic apoptotic signaling pathway; TRAIL-activated apoptotic signaling pathway. Gene Ontology annotation, cellular component: CD95 death-inducing signaling complex; cytoplasm. The record is from RefSeq and is a predicted model, not a curated record. Lineage: Eukaryota; Metazoa; Placozoa; Uniplacotomia; Trichoplacea; Trichoplacidae.
AUGAAAACAUUAUUAGAAACACUACCUCAGCAUGACGAUAAGGUGCUUAACGAAUUAUGUAAUGCAUUACGAUACUGUGGGAUCAGUAUAGAAAGCAUUCUUAAAGGAGAAGAGCCAUUAGCUGAACAGGAAGAUAAAACUCAAGACGAAAAUAUAAAGGCAUCGAAGUCUGCCGAAGAAAAAGAAUAUAAGGAAGCCUAUGUUAAAGCUAGAAGAUGCGGAUCCUGUCGUAAUGACUUUAUUAGGAUCAUGAUAACCGGUCCGCAAAAUGUUGGAAAAUCAUGUCUUAUUCAAGCUUUUAUACGACAAGGCUUGAUUCUAGCAGUUGGAGCGACAACAGCAGCAGUAAUUACAAAAGAACUUGUCAAAUUGGUCACUUAUAACAUGGAUGAUAAAUCAGUUGAUGAUUUUAAAGCAGUUCUAGCUAGAAAAGUCAUUACAGCGAUCGAAACUGUUAAACGCCAAAUACGAGAAGAGGAAUCAUAUUCUGAUUCCAGCUUGAAUGAUAUUGAAUCCUCGACACCAUCGCCACUAAUUCGAUUAGAUAGUACUGCUUAUGCAAGCAAUCUCGUCGAGACCAGUCCUCAGGCUAUGCCGGCUGAUGAAGACAUGAUUCCACUAGAUUUUCUUGAGAAUUACUUUCGAGGAAGCUCUGAAUCAGAUCAAGCUUCAGUAAUAGAUCACUGCCAUUACGGUAAACUAUGGGACUUUGCUGGUCAUUCUAUUUAUCACAUAACUCAUCAACCAUUCCUAUCGCACAAUUGCAUUUAUCUUCUCGUCCUAGAUAUGUCUCAAGAUAUGAACAAUCAUGUCGUUAAUCGAGAAGGCAAUAAUACUGAAAUGACAUACUUGGAAGCCCUACAAGAAUGGCUUGCUUCAAUUAUAGGUAGUAGUAAAAGUAUUGCUAGGACAAAGGCCGAAAUAGAUGAUAUUUUAGAAGAUAUCGCUUGGCCUAUGGUUAUUUUAGUCGGGACACACGCUGAUAAAUUAGGUGACGAAAAGGCCUGUCAAGAAAGAUUUGAGAUAUUUAAAAAUACUAUUCUUCGAGAAUUUCCUUCUUAUGCUGAUCAUAUAUAUGGAUCUGGAAUUAUAUUUAACUGUAAUGACAAGGAUAACAGUGAAGAAACGCGAUUGCAGCGUCAAAAAAAUUGCGGACAAUUACAUAAUAUUCUAAGGGACUUUGUUAAUCAUCAACCCUUCAUUGAUCGUUUCUCUCAAAUUCCACUUAAAUGGUAUAUUAUGGCAGCUAUAUUACAUACAUUUCCUGAUCGAUUUAAUGAAGAAGCGGCAAAGUUUCAUACAAAGUUAAAUCAGAGUGUUAGCAGAAUUAUGACAGCUGAAGAAAUCGAGCUAUUAGCCAAAGAAUACAAAUUAUGCGACGGCAUUGAAGAUAUUCAUCAAAUGUUACUCUAUCUUCAUGAUCUAGGAGAAAUCGUUUAUUGCCAAAAAGAACCUGUCAAAGGAAAAGUUGUUACUCAAGUUGAAUGGCUAUUAAAUGUAUUUCGUUCAAUUAUUCAGUUAGAUAAACCUGAUAGUAAAGGACUAGCAAUAAAUGCAGAAUAUGAAGUUGCUCGAAAUACAGGAAUCAUGUCGCAACACUAUAUUAAUGACAAAUUCGACAAGCUCGGAGUAGAAGAAAAGGAAAGAAAAUUUUUAUUAGAUUUAAUGGAAUCUUAUGACAUUAUUUGCAAGGUCAGUAAAGAAGAUGAUGGUUGUCCUGAUCAGUAUUUCGUGCCCUAUUUAUUUCGUUCAAAUAGCCAAGAAUUUGAUUGCCAGGGAUUUAAAGUGUCAGGAUGGCUUUACGUUGGAUUUAAGCCAUCACAAAUGCCUUAUAUUCCUGAUGGCAUUUUAUUUUGUUUACUUGUAUCUUGCUAUAAAGAAUGGAAAAAGUCAGAGAUUGAGCCACGUUACAAGUGUGCAAAAUAUCGGCUGAAAGAAGAUUGUUAUGAUAUUGUAGUUAAAAAAGAGAGUUCCUAUAUUGGUAUCCAAUAUCGCUAUCGAAUGGUACCAAAUAAACCACAAUUACAGCUACAAAUAGAAGCAAAGGUGAAAAAAUCCAUAAAUGAGAAGAAGCCAUAUGAAUUUCUUCGGAAUAAACUAUCAUCCCUGAUUAAAGAAAGGAUGCCAAGAUGUGAAAAAUCAGAUUGUUCUUACUUUAUAAAAUGUCCUAGCUGUAAUCUCUUUAAUCCUGCAUCUAAUCCUAUCGAUGGCAGCUCCGAUGUGAUAUUUUGCGAUUGCAGCGAUGUUUAUGAAUGCGGAUCUAUCCAUAAGUGGGUUAUGUCAUCCGUAGAAGAUACGGACGAUAAUGGUAGAAAUGAUGCAGUUCUAAGACAAAUUGAUGAUAUCGAAGGUCAAAAAGUUGAUAUUUACAUCGUCAGCCCGGAUUCGCCUGCAAGCUCCUAUAUCAAUAUCAUUUCUAAGAAAGUAGGUCCUGAUUGGAAAAAUUUAGCUAGAGAGUUAGAUUUCACCAACACUAACAUUAAGAAAAUUUCUCAAGACAACAGUAAUGAUACUGAUCAACAGUGUGUAGACAUGCUCGAUUCACAUUGUAAGUUAAUGGGUGAAACAUUUACAAAGUUGGCACUAGUAAAGGCUCUCUUUGCUUGUGGUCUUCGUUCGGUCGCGGAAACCAUAUUAAAUCGAGAUAAAUAA